Molecule: messenger RNA, 2795 nt
Organism: Cuscuta epithymum
Lineage: Eukaryota; Viridiplantae; Streptophyta; Magnoliopsida; Solanales; Convolvulaceae
Source: the annotation of a GenBank genome assembly
GUUUAUUUAUCGUAGUAAGGAAAUGGUGAGUAUUAUACGGAGCGUAAUAUUCCUCCCUUCUUUUAAUGGCACGGUGAAACUUCAAGUGGGACAAGGAAAUUCACAGCAACUACUUAGGGGCACACUGUGUAAUUGACGUAGAAAACGGUGGCAAGCAUCUUCUCCAUUUAUAUUAUUUAUCAUUUAUAAAUAUUAUUUAUAUGACACUCUUGGGUUCUUUUCUUCUUAUCAAUCAGCGUUUUCCAGAACACACUAGGAUUGCGUCAAAAAAAAAAAAAAGAACACACUAGGAUCAAUCUUCUCAUCCAUUCAAGUCAAAGCAAAAAAGUUGAAUGAAAAAUACUCCGAAUAAAUUAACAAAAUCAUAGAAAAGCUGCAAUCUUCUAAAGUUCGUGUUCAGUGAAGUUACUUCAUGAAUGGUCCAGAUGAAAUAAUAUAAAGUAUCUACUUUUUUCCUCAUCUGAACCGCGUCUAUCCAGUAAGUUCACAUUGGAGAUGCACAAAUUCACUAUGUGACUAUGUCCUUGUUGCAAUUUGAUAUUUUUGGGCAUACAACUUAUACAGAUAAUACACUCCCAGCUGUGAUAAGUAGAAGUCAAAGUCAACGUGUUUUAAGUCAAAGCUCCAGAUUUUGAUUUAAGAAAAAGCAAACAAAGAAUUCAAAGUCAACUCCAAAUGCAAACCUCCGAGGUACCUCAAUCAUCAGCCAGCCUUCUCCAGAAGUUGUACCAUAAACAACCUAAACAGCUUGUUGAUGGGCAAUAUUACACCACUUUCCAAGGAGAAAAAAAUGUGUUCCUGGCCGACAAUGAGCAAUUCUUCACUUUGGACUCAUCAACUGCUUCCGACUGUGCGGCCUACGAUUCACCCACCACCGUUUCCUCAAACCGGAGUGCGUUUUCUCCUCAUUGCUCACAUUCUUAUGUCUCGGACUGUAAUACUUCUGGUUCCCCCUUAAGCGGUUCUUCUGGAGUUGUUGAUGACGGCAAUGAAAUGAGGCACGUGUUGCGUGAAUUGGAGAACAAGUUGCUGGGUCCCGACUCAGAAGUGGAUGAUGACACCGGCAGUUGUUCCUUCACGUACUUGCCAGAAUCCAAGCAGGCCAUGAGCGAUGUGGUCUCGAAGCCUUUUUCUUCUUCCUUGACAAGAUGGACCAAGAUUGUGGAGAUAGCCCCGAAUUUGGAAACAAAGGAGCUUCUCACGGCCUGUGCAGAGGCUGUUUCAGAUGCCGACGUGUCUACAGCAGAACUUCUAAUGGGUGUGCUGGAGAAAAGAGUUUCGGUUUCAGGGGAACCCAUCCAGAGGCUAAGCGCUUACAUGCUUGAAGGCCUCAGGGCACGGCUACUCUCUUCUGGAAGCACAAUCUAUAAGAAGUUGAACUGCAAUGAACCAACCGGGUCGGAGCUGAUGUCAUACAUGCAAGUCAUGUACCACAUAUGCCCUUAUUACAAGUUCGCCUACGUGUCGGCCAAUGUCGUGAUCCAGGAGGCAGUUGCCAAUGAGAACCGGAUCCAUGUCAUCGACUUCCAGAUCGCCCAAGGGAGUCAAUGGAUGUUCCUCAUCAAGGCUCUCUCGCAACGUCCCGGUGGGCCUCCUUUUAUCCGUGUGACGGGCGUCGAUGACCCUCAAUCCAUCCAAGCCCGAGGCGGAGGACUCAGGCUCGUCGGCGAGAGGUUAGCGAAAUUUGCCGAGUCCUACGGGGUGCCCUUCGAGUUCCAUGCGGCAGCCAUUUCCGGCAGUGAGGUUGAGCUGGAGAACCUCCACGUGGUCCCAGGAGAAGUCCUAACCGUUAACUUCCCCUACAGUUUACACCACAUGCCGGACGAGAGUGUGACCACCAUGAACCACAGAGACAGGCUGUUGAGACUGGUUAAGAGCUUGUCCCCGAGAGUCGUUACUCUUGUUGAACAGGAAGCCAACACCAAUUCCGCUCCAUUCCUUCUGAGGUUCCGGGAGACUUUGGAUUACUAUGCAGCAAUGUUUGAGUCUAUCGACGCGGCCCGCCCGCGGGAUGACAAGCAGCGGAUCAGCGCGGAGGAGCACUGUGUUGCGCGGGAUGUUGUCAACUUGGUGGCUUGCGAGGGGGGUGAUAGGGUGGAAAGGCACGAAGUCUUUGGGAAAUGGAGGAUGAGGUUGAUGAUGGCCGGGUUCAGUCCUUGCCCGUUAAGUGCUUCGGUUGGGCAGGCCAUGAGGCAAGUGUUGAGCGAAUACAGCCCUAAUUAUUGGCUUCAAGAAAGCAAUGGUGCGUUGUGUCUUGGAUGGAAGGGUCGGGCUUUGGCAACUUCCUCAGCAUGGAGAUGAUUAAAAAAAGCAAGUUUUCAUUUAGUCUGUAAAAUUUGUGUACUAAUUUCUUCUAGAGUUUAUGAUGAUGGUUCAGACAGUCCUCUAAACCCAUCCAUCCCUGCAAGGUCGUGGAAAUGGAAAUGGAAAUGGAACUGUUUUGGUUCGAAGAGAAUGUGCACACCCUUGCCUCUGGUGUGUUGUUUUCUGUGUAUACUUCUUGCAGCUAUUUUAACCUUAUGUUUCGCAGAUACAAUUGUGUCACGUUUUUGUGUGGGUCUCCCUGCCCGGAACUCUUAACCCCGGAACUCUUAACCAUAGUCUCCACCCAUGUUUGUGUUUUUUUUUUGUGAAUCUGUGUGCAAAUUUUGCACAAACAAAAUAUUGCCUAUGAACUAAACUCACAGACAAAAAAAAUUCACAAACAUGGGUGAAUAUAAAAGUGGGUAUAAGAGUGGGUACAAACAUCAUUUUUGAUUUGUAAAUGCUGACACAUUUACAAAUGGAUUGCUUGA